This is a messenger RNA of Leucoraja erinaceus (little skate), 5956 nucleotides long. Its product is annotated as zinc finger FYVE domain-containing protein 9-like. Lineage: Eukaryota; Metazoa; Chordata; Chondrichthyes; Rajiformes; Rajidae. Gene Ontology annotation, biological process: endosomal transport. Gene Ontology annotation, cellular component: early endosome membrane. The coding region runs from base 225 to 4544 and encodes 1439 amino acids. The transcript has 18 exons. Gene Ontology annotation, molecular function: metal ion binding. The record is from RefSeq and is a predicted model, not a curated record.
GCGUGAUGGAUGACUGUUGGGUCGGAGUCGACGGCGGCGCUGCAAACGCUGCGGGUCUCAGGCAUUAAGAUGCAGAACGAAAAAAAACGGCGAUAGCGUGCGGCCGGCCGGCCGGCGACAUCUUCGAGUCGUGUUGGAAGCGAUGAACCCGUGUCUGGGAAUAGUGCUGGCAGUGGCGUGAAUGUUUAAACGGUUCGGACAAACAACAUUGUGAAUAUUGGCAAAUGGAGAACUAUUUCCAAGCUGAGGCAUUUAACCUGGACAAGGUGUUGGAUGAAUUUGAGCAGAAUGAAGAUGAAACCGAGUCCCCAACGGUAUUUGAGGCAAAAUGGAGUCAGAUUUUGGAUCCACCUUCUCACCUGCUUUCUUUAAAUCCAGCCUUGUCUAAUGUGAAUGUGGGAGCAUUUUCCAGUGAAGUGCAAGCAAAACUAAAAUGUUGUUCUUCGCCCAAAUCGGAGAUUUCAGUCUUGGGGAGAGCAGAUCACUUUCUUAAUGGAACUGAUGCCACAGAAAACCUUGGACUUGAUGUACAUUGGAUUAAUGAUGAAGAAGCUCUGGUGACUAGCAAAGGCAAUUGUGAUCAUUGGCCAAAUUUUAAAUCGUCUGUGAAGCCUGCUUGUGAAAAGGAAUUGGCUCUUUCAGAAGAUAUGAAUUCUUCAAGUAUAUUUGGGACAAUUGUUCAGAAUUCUGACAGUCAAUUAGAACAGUGUACUGAUCUUAUAGAAGACAAUAAUGCAAAUAGUCAAAAUACGUUAAAUGCUAACAGUUGUUUGGUAGAAAACUCAAAUCUGCAAAGUGAACCAUUAUCUUCUGCCAUGAAUGUCAAAACCGAGAAGGCUACUAAAAUGAAAAGUAUUGAACAAUUGAAUGCACCCGGUACAGAUGAGUUUUCUGAGAAAUCGUCAUCUGAUAGUUUAACGAACCCUGCCGAUUUGGAAAAUCUUUCACCAACUUCAAAAGAGUCUUGGAGUGUUGAGGAUUUAUCAGUUAUUUGUGAACAGAGUGAAUUGUCUAAAUUGGAUGGUGCUGCUGAAAUAAACGAAUUAAUUGAUUCAUUUUCUCGAAAAACGGACACACACGAUACAGUUACUGAACUUGAAGAUGAGUCGGUGCAGGUUGAAAAUUUUGUUGUAAAAGGUGGAGAGGAUUUAGAUGAUUUAGCUAAUACACUGAUAUUGGGUGAUAUCGAUAAUUUGACGGUGCCGAAAAUGGACUCUGAGAGAGCGCACACUCAACAGAUUGGGCCCUGUGGUGUCAAUAAGCAGCCACAUCUGAUUACAGUACAAUGUAAUUCCUCAAAUAAUGGCAAUUAUGAAAAUGAUGGGCACCAUUUUAAUGAAAAUUGUAACAGUACAAUGAAACUAAAUGAUGAAAUGGUUGUUUGCCAAAAAACUAGUGACAUUUUGUUCAUGCAGGGAUAUACCACUGAUCUGUCUUGCCAUUCAAGCAGAAUGUCAUCAACUGGGAUUGAUGCAACAAUUGAUCAGUUAACCCAACACAUGAAGCAAGUUGAUCAUAAAGCAUUGGAAGGAAAUAAUGGUGAGAUUGUUUUAGAUCUAACAAAAACAACAACAGAAUCUGUGUCUAGUGACGAUUGGUUGCAAGGGUUGAACCCCUUGUGUGCUGACAUGAAAACAAUGGCGUCAUCAUCUUGCUAUUCGUGUGAUGUAUUAGAAACUCUGUCAAUUCCUAAAUCAACAGUGGCCUGCGUUUCUAAAUCUUUGACUUUAAAGGAAGAUUCAGUAACUGAAGAGAAAGAAAGAGAGGAGAGCAAAUCAGAAAAUUAUUUCAUUCAACACCAAGAAGGCAGUGCAGUGGAAUCUGGAGUGGUGAAUGAUUUGACCAGAUUAAGUAUUUCUACAGAUAUUACAGAUCAAUUGAGAGACAACUAUUUUAACACUCCUAAUCCAUCUGCCACAGAGACUGGCGCACAGGAUGAUGCAGAAAAAAUAGCUCUAAAUAAUGCACAAUCCCCUAGUAUUCCAUUUGGAGGUGCCAGACCCAAGCAACCUUUGAAUUUGAAACUACAAAUCCCAAAACCUUUGUCCAACCAAUUAUUGAAUGACUUGGGCUCAACUAACCUUGCACAAAACACAAAAAAUAAAAAUAUAGGUUUUAUUGAUAAAGCCGAACUGCCUGAAGAUUCCUGCUUGUGUGCUUUGAAUGGUUGUAAUUCAGUUCCGGAUUGCAGCGGUGAUAUUGAUGACUCUGGAGUGUGCUAUACUGGUGGUUCUAAAGAUAUCAACUCGGAUUAUGUUUUGGAAACUGAAAGUCCAAAUAAUGACCUGCAAAUUGGGCAGUUUGCAGGAGAGCUUAAAAAGCCAUUUACAAAUUUGGGUGAUGUUGCUCCUGUAUGGGUACCGGAUUCCCAAGCACCAAACUGCAUGAAAUGUGAAAUGAAGUUUACAUUCACAAAGAGACGUCAUCAUUGCAGAGCUUGUGGAAAGGUUUUCUGUGCAGCUUGUUGCAGCCUGAAGUAUAAGCUAAGUUAUAUGGACAUGAAGGAGGCCCGAGUUUGUGUAACUUGCCAUUCUGUUCUAACAAGUUCUCAAGCUUGGGAAAAUAUGUUUAACGCCUCUGCUUCAAGUCCAAAUCCCAAUAAUCCUGCAGAGUAUUGUUCUACUAUACCACCACUGCAACAAGCUCAGGCGUCGGGGGCACUCAGUUCUCCGCCGCCCACAGUAAUGGUCCCUGUGGGAGUUCUCAAAUAUCCAGGCACAGAAGUGACUCACUCAAAGGAGCAAAGGCGAGUCUGGUUUGCUGAUGGAAUCUUACCAAAUGGAGAAGUUGCAGAUGCAGCAAAACUAUCAACAGGAGGACCAUCUAUGACACGAUCUUUGACGGUAUCACAUGAUCCUGGUAAAGAAGUUGCAACCAAACCCACAGCCUUAGAGAACGCAGCUACAUCAUUGGGUAGUACAGCUCAAAUCGGCAGUCCAGUUGGAAGUGCAAUUAACUUAGUCCCAGAAAAUGGGCUCCCGCCUAUUCUCAUCUCUACUGGUGUCAAAGGAGAUUAUGCAGUUGAUGAACAGCCAUCACAGAUGUCUCUGAUGCUGCAGUUGGAAGAAGGAGGCCCCGAUCCUCUAGUUUUUGUUUUAAAUGCAAACUUGCUUGUUAUGGUCAAACUUGUCAAUUAUGUGAACAGGAAGUGUUGGUCCUUCACCACCAAAGGAAUGCAUGCAGUGGGGCAGGCGGAGAUAGUCAUCCUCUUGCAGUGUUUACCUGAUGAGAAAUGCAUCCCAAAGGAUAUCUUUAAUCACUAUAUACAGCUUUAUCAAGAUGCACUGGCAGGUAAUGUUGUUGGAGAAUUGGGCCAUUCCUUCUUUACUCAGACUUUCCUUGGCAGUAGAGAACAUGGUGGAUUUCUGUAUGUCACCUCUACUUUUCAGUCUCUGCAGGAUGUUGUGCUUCCCAAUGCACCAUACCUGUUUGCCAUUCUAAUUCAAAAAUGGGAAACACCUUGGGCUAAAGUUUUCCCAAUCCGUCUGAUGCUGCGUCUUGGAGCAGAAUAUAGAUUUUAUCCAUGUCCAUUAUUCAGUGUGCGUUUUCGUAAACCUCUGUUUGGAGAGACAGGACAUACAAUAAUGAACCUACUUGCGGAUUUCAGGAAUUACCAAUACAAGUUGCCUGUAGUACAAGGGCUUGUUGUUGACAUGGAAGUCAGGAAGACAUGCAUCAAUAUUCCUAGCAACAGAUAUAAUGAGAUGAUGAAAGCAAUGAACAAAUCCAAUGAGCAUGUGUUGGCAUUUGGAGCUUGCUUCAACGAGAAGGCAGAUUCACAUUUGGUGUGCGUUCAAAAUGAUGAUGGGAACUAUCAGACUCAGGCCAUAAGUAUCCACAACCAACCUAGAAAAGUAACAGGAGCCAGUUUUUUUGUCUUUAGUGGUGCUCUGAAAUCAUCUUCUGGUUACCUGGCCAAAUCUAGCAUUGUAGAAGAUGGUAUGAUGGUACAAAUCUCAGCAGAAACAAUGGAUACUUUACGACAGGCAAUCCGAGAGAUGAAAGACUUUACCAUUACCUGUGGUAAAACGGAUGCAGAAGAACCACAGGAACAUGUUCACAUCCACUGGACAGAAGAUGACAAAAAUAUCAACAAAGGUCUCAUCAGUCCAAUUGAUGGCAAAUCCAUGGAUGAAAUUGCAAGUGUGAAGAUAUUUCAUGGGUCAGAAUUCAAAACAAAUGGCAAAGUCAUUAGAUGGACAGAGGUGUUCUUCCUGCAGAGUGAGGAACAGCCCAGCGAUCUUAGUGACCCGGCAGAUCACAGCAAACUUGCGGAGAAUAUGGCCAAGGCAUUUUGCUUAGCACUCUGUCCUCACCUUAAACUGCUGAAAGAAGAUGGAAAAUCAAAACUGGGUCUUCGUGUCACACUAGAUUCAGACCAGGUUGGAUAUCAAACUGGUAGCAAUGGACAACCCCUCCCAUCACUGUACAUGAAUGACCUUGACAGUGCUUUGGUUCCAGUUAUCCAUGGUGGAGCAUGUCAGCUGAGUGAAGGGCCAGUUGUGAUGGAACUCAUCUUUUACAUCCUGGAGAGCUUUUCCUAGAACCAUAAAAUACUUUUCCAUCUUACUGGUGUGUAUUGCUCUAACUGAAAACAUUUGCACUUUAAACUGUUGGUAUGAUAAAACUGAAUUGGUGCUCCAUUAUUGCUGAAUCUACUAUGCACCAUGGGCCACUGAGGUUAAUCUAAUGCAGGUCAGGUACCUGCCUUUCAACUUUCUAUUAAAUGUGGACUUGAUCUUUUGGUUUACUGAAGCUGUUCUUAAGCAUGAAUUAAUUUUGAUUUCUCCUAGUUUACAUUGUAUGGAUUGGCAGCAUAUCAUUCGUCAGGAUUAAGACUAGUUUGCAAUUUGAAGUAAAAUAAAUACACAUGGUUACAAUGACACUAUCAUAAGGACAGUGUAGAAAUACCUUGACCUCAGUAUCACUACUACCCUGACACAAUCUGCAGUUAAUCUAUUUAGUUUGUAUAUAAUGUAUGUCUGAAGUUUUGAAGCACUUAACCUAUGCCUUGUAAACCACAUAAUGGAACAUUGUGGUAAUCUCUAGCCAUGAAAUAAAGGUAGUGUAUAAACAAAUUAUUCUAAAAAUAAGAUCUUUUAAUGACUUUCUCAGCCAUACUGCAUUUCGUAUCAGCUGUAUUAAUUGUAUUUGCUGGUGCAUGGGCACCUCAGGUAAUAUAUACAGGGAUCAGUAUUUAAAGCCUUUAUGGAAAUAAUCUGUUUCAAUUGGGCUAUUAUGGGCAGUCUCCAAGUAUAGAAAAGUGAACUCCUGUAAGUAAUUGUAAAAUGUAGUUGUUUAAAAGCCAAAUACACUGUAUAUUUGUUUUGCAUUAGAAACAUUUGCGAUUUAAGAAUAGUUAAUAUAAGGUAAAUAAAUGUUUCUUUUAUUUUUAAAAAAAUGCUGUAGUAUGGCUUGUUAAGAAUUGGUAAAUAGAUGUUAUAGCUUAGUUUGGCCUAUUUCCUUCAAUUGUAUCACUGAGUGGAAAUGCGGUUUUAUCUUGCAUAUAAGACAUACAGAAUCAUUGUACAUUUAGGUGAAAUGCAAUUUCAUUUCCUUAGUUUUUCUAUUGGCAGUAGUCAAAUGUGCACUUUAGAAACUGGUUACAAAUAAAUGGUUUCCUAAUAAAACCUCAUUGAAUACCAAUUAAGUAUAUCACAUUAAAUACACAACAGCAAUAAAGUAUUCUUGCAUAAAUCUGUAUGUCUUUUUGUUGACAGUGUUCUGAAGCCUUUUAGCUUUUGAGGUGUGCAACUGGUAUGAGUGAUUUGGGGGUAGGGGGGAAAGCUUGAACUACUGGUUAGAAAAAAAUGGAAGUUGUUAUUCAUUAAUUUAAAUUCCAGCAAAAUCAGUUGCAUUAGGGUUGCAAAAGGAAAUAAACACAAUUUUUUUUUAGAAAAACAGAUGGACCAUGUCAAUGAUAUUUCAUCAAAAUUGACACCUUGGCAUUAGUGUU